Molecule: messenger RNA, 2677 nt
Organism: Cuculus canorus (common cuckoo)
Lineage: Eukaryota; Metazoa; Chordata; Aves; Cuculiformes; Cuculidae
Gene: ATG2A
Product: autophagy related 2A
Exons: 20
Coding region: 80-2677 (865 amino acids)
Biological process (GO): reticulophagy; piecemeal microautophagy of the nucleus; autophagosome assembly
Cellular component (GO): phagophore assembly site; extrinsic component of membrane
Molecular function (GO): phosphatidylinositol-3-phosphate binding
Source: RefSeq, a predicted model, not a curated record
GAAGUGCCUACUGGGUCUCAGCCCACGAGACCGGAAGCGGCGGGCUCAGACCGGAAGUGGCGGCGGCGGCGGCUCCGGGAUGAGGCGCUGGAGCCCCGCGGCGUGGCCCGAGGCGCUGAAGGCGCGGGCGGCGCGGUACGCGCUGGAGCGAUCGCUCGGGCCCUUCCUGGAGGAGCGGCUGCGCCUCGAGCAGCUCAGCCUCGACCUGCGCGGCGGCACCGGCUGCCUGCGGCACCUGCGGCUGCGGGCACAGGCGUUGGACGCGGUGCUGCGGGCGCCGCUGGAGCUGCGCGAGGGCUGCGUGGGAGCCGUGUGGGUGUCGGUGCCGUGGGCGGCGCUCAGCGCCCGUCCCUGCAGCGUGCGGCUCUGCGGGCUGCGCCUCGCCCUGCGCCCCCGACAGCCGGGGGGUCCCGAUGCCGCUGCCCCCCCCGCGGAGCCGCAGGAGCCGGGCCGGGCGCCCCCCCCAGAAUCGCCCCCCCUGGAAGGGCUGGAGGCGUUGGCCCUCACCAUCGACUCAGUGCUGCGGCGGCUGCGGGUGGAGCUGGAGGACGCGGUGCUGGUGGUGGAGCUGCCGGGGGGGAACGUGGAGCUGCGGCUGCCGAGGGUGGAAUAUGAGGAUGAGGGGGGGCCGGAGGUGGGGCCCCCCCCGGUGCUGCUGAAGGGGCUGCGGCUCUGGGACCCCACAGUGUGCUGGGAGGAGCUGCCCCCCCCCGGGGAGACGGCGCCCCCCCCCGUGCGUGUGGGGUUCAGCCCGGGACCCUCUCAGCUCUCGCUGCGCAUCAAACACAACGCAGCGCUGCCCGGACCCACGGUGGAGGCGGAGGGUAAAGGGGGGGCCCUGCACCUGGCGCUGCCCCCCCCACUGCUGGGGGCCCUGCGGGCGCUGCUGGGGACCCCCGACCCCCCCGAGCCGCCCCCCCCCGCCCGGUGCCGCCCCCUCGGCCCCCAAGACCUGGAGCUGAUCGAGAGGGAAUUGGGGCGCUGCCUGCGGGGGGGGCGCCCCCCCAGCCUCCCCCCGGCCCAACCUGGCGAAGGAUGGGGCCCCCCCGGGCGGGGGGGUCUGCGGGUGCGGGUGACGCUGGGGACGGUGACGUUGGUGCUGCCCGAGGGGGGGGCGCCGCCCCCCGAUACCUACGAGUGCCUUUGGGGGGGCCCCUGCGGCCACUGCCCCCCCCUCGACAAAGAGCAUGGGCUGCCCGGCCCCCACCUCAGGCUGAGCGCGGGGGGGGCGCAGGCGUGGCUGGAGUUGGGGGGCGCGGGGGGGCCGCGGGGGGAGCUGUCGCUCGCCCGUCUGGAGCUGCUGGAGGAGCUGCCGGCGCCGGGGGGGGGGCAAACACCGGCUCAAGGUGGGGGUACGGGGGGGUACGGGGGGCCUCUGGGGUGGGCGUGGCCGUUAACCCCUUCCUCCCCUCCGCAGGUGCUGUCGUUCCCGCCGGGCGCCGUCCCCCAGCCCUGCCUGCGCCUGCGCUGCGGCCCCCCUGCAGCCCCCCUGGAGCCCCCCCAGCGGGCCCCCAACCCGCGGGAGGUGGCGCUGGAGCUGCGUCCCUUCGAGGCUGAGUUGGAUCUGGGGCUGAUGGAGCGGCUCGGCCCCGCGCUCGCCCCACUGAUCGCCCCCCGCGGCCCCCCUGGCAGAGCCCGGGCCGAGCCGCCAUGGCCGCAGUUUCGGGGGGCCGCGGGGGGGGCGGUUCUGCGGCUCCGUCUCCCCCGUGUGGACCUGCGCCCCCCCCCCAACCGCGAGCCCCCCCCACGCCUGCGCCCCGAAAGCCUCCGCUUCGAACUUGGGGCGCCUCGAGUUCGGGGGGGGCCCGGGGGGGGCGUCCUGACCUGCGACAGCGUCAAUGUGAUUUAUGAAGCGGAGGACAUGGGGGGGGCCGUUCACUGCCUGCGUGUGGAACCCGGGGGGGCGCGCGAGCUGCCCAGGCUGGAGGUGACGUUCCCCCCCCCCAAUUCGAGGCCCCCCCCCGGGCCCCCCCCCACCCCUUUCUCUGCUCGGAGAAGUCUCUACGAGAGUCACGAGCUGGUGCUGCCGGGGAGCCCCGAGGAGCUGGAGGCCUUUGUUGGGGGGGCCCUGGGGGGGGCGCCCUGCAGCCUGCGCCUCACCCUGCCCCGAGCCCACCUGCGCCUGCGCCCCCCCGAGCUGGGGCAGCGCCUCUACAACAGGAUCAACAACGAUCUCCUGCUGUGGGAGCCCGAUAGCCCCGCCCAUUGGUUUAGCCACGCCCCCUCCACAAGCCCCGCCCCCUCGACCGAGCGCAGCCAAUCCGAACCCGAGGCCUCGCCGGGAAGCCACGCCCCUUCUUCAUCAGACCACGCCCCAUCCUCUGGCCACGCCCCCUCGGACGCUUUCAAGCCCUGCAAGUCAGCGCUGGGCACUGACUCAGAGGAAGAAGAAGAAGAGGAGGAGGAGGAAGAGGAGGAUGAAGGCGCCGGGGGGGGCCCCGAAGAAGAGGAGGAUUUGGGGGGGCCCCCCCCGGACCCCCAAAGCGGCGUCGCCGUCCUCGUCACUGUCCUGCGCGGCCGCAUCACCGCCGACUGCCCCCCCGCGGGGGGGUCGCGGUUGGUGCUGGAGGUGGGGGGGGGGCGGCUUUGCCUCCUCCCCCGCCCGGGGGGGCGAUGGGGACGAUUCUGCGCCUGCGUCGAGGGGGGGGACGUCCGCCUCUACCACGGGGGUCUCUAA